AUGGGCAGUCAUGAAGUUCUUGUUUUGCAAGGCAAAGGAGCAGCGGAAAUCCAUGGAGAGAUGAAGGAAGUCUUGAAGGAUGGCUGCUCAUCUUUCUCCAUGGUGAAAAUCUUGUUGUCAAGGUUUCAGACUGGUCACUUUGAGGUCAUAGUCGAACGGCCAACUUCUGCGACCACAGAGAACAAAGCUGAUGCUGUGCAUGUCAAGAUCCUGAAGGACCACAGGAGUUCACCUAAAGUCAUAGAUGAGACUCCAGGGAUUUCCUGCAAAAGAAUUGGCCACAUCAUCCCCAACAUUCUGGACAAGAGAAAGCUUUCUGCAAAAUGGGUGCUGGACUGUCUGAACACGGGUCAGAAACGCAUCAGAGUGACGACAUCAAAGGUGACUUUGGACUGGUUUGCAGCAGGAGAGGCUGAUUUUAUGGCUCGUUUAGUGACCAUGGGUGAAACUUGGCUUCAUAAGUAG
Messenger RNA from Octopus sinensis (East Asian common octopus), 465 nucleotides. RefSeq lists its product as uncharacterized. The record is from RefSeq and is a predicted model, not a curated record. The transcript has a single exon. Lineage: Eukaryota; Metazoa; Mollusca; Cephalopoda; Octopoda; Octopodidae. The coding region runs from base 1 to 465 and encodes 154 amino acids.